Messenger RNA from Penaeus indicus, 3356 nucleotides. RefSeq lists its product as uncharacterized. The record is from RefSeq and is a predicted model, not a curated record. The transcript is spliced from 4 exons. Lineage: Eukaryota; Metazoa; Arthropoda; Malacostraca; Decapoda; Penaeidae. Bases 468 to 956 code for a protein of 162 amino acids.
AGCUCCCACGGCGUCGAGUGAACCCCCAUCACGCUCUCUCUCUCCAUCCCUCCCCUUUUUCUCUCCAAUUCACUCUCACUCUUCUGCGUUCCUUAUCCCCACGUGUCUCUCUUUUUUUUUAUCUCCCAUUUUUGUCUCUCUACCUUUGUGAACUCUCCUCUGAGUGCGAGAGAGAGGGAGAAAACCUACCCGUUUCCAACAGUGAUACGAAGGAAGACAGAAAAUGAGGUGUGACCAGGGCGCGUGUCCACUAACCGAGGUGGAGGGAGGCAGCAGUGUAGAGAAAGUUUCCACUUCGUAAAAGACAUUCAUGACAAAACAUAUAUAUAUCCUCAAAGACGUAACAUAAUGAUCUAAUUAAUUCAGUUGACGGAGAGGAGAGAGAGAAAAAAAACACAAACAAAUUAUCUCGUUAUUCAGAUAUAAUACAACCAAACAACAGGUACAGUAGUUCAGUCUCAAGGACAAUGUUACGGGUGCUGUAUUACCUGCCGCCGCCGCUUUUCAACGCCGUCGAAAAAUGCAGGAAAGAAAUCCCAAGAAUUCUUGCCUCGGAAAGGUACAAAAUAUUAAUACUAUCAACAUUGCUCUUUCUUACUAUCCUGUUGCUGUCAAUUCCUGUGGUUCCAGAGAGAAUCCUGGGCAUCCGCUCUCCCGAGAUAACCCUGGAGAACUACUACCACGACCUGAACACCAGCCUCUCCACCGCCAUCCCCCCCGACGUGAACCAGGGAAACGACCCUCACAAGAUCCAAAAGCGACACAUCCCUCACAAGUUCUGGGCGCGAGUUCGACCUCACAACCGAUUCAGGAAGAAGAAGCGCCGUAGCCUCGUGGGGAAUCUGGAGAAGGACGCGGCGGAGGGCCACCAGGAGGCGAAGAAGCACUUGUCGCCGAAGGUCGCGAAAGGGACGUUGGUUUCGAGAGGCGAAGGAGAGGGAAGACAACGGACGUAAAGAUUUUUUUUCUCUCUCUAUCGUCAUAUUAAUGUGAUUUUUAUUCUUCUUCGCUUCUGUUGUCAUUUUGAAGUUUAAGAGGGAAUAAUGUCACUAUGAUCGAGCACGUGCAUUUGGGACCUGUUGAGUUCAUUUAUAUCGUGAUUUGUGCGAUUCUAAGGGAGAGGAACAGGUUUGAGUUGUAAAUUCAUGUAGCUUUUUAUUUAAAUAUUUUAUUUAUUUAUUUAUUCAUUUAUCUAUUUUACUUAAUUCAUAUAUUUAUUUAUCUAUAUUAUUUAUGUAUUUAUUUAUUUAUCUAUUAUCACUUUUUUCGAACUAUUCCCUAUGUGAUCCUUUGAGUUACCAUUACAACUACAUACUUACCAACGCAUAUAUUUUGGGUUAAACUAGUACCGCAACCACCGACUAUGCAUGUUAGGACACUUCAGGGUGGCAGUGAAUUCGACAAAAUUGCCAUAAAAACAAUUACAGUAUAUCUCUCCAUUAUGUCACUUUGUAGUUUGCGACCGAGUGGUGCAAAUUAUAAUUUUAUCGUACUAGGUUGUAAAGUGGCCUUCUUAGAUGAGAGUAUGCUAUGCGAAAGUAUCAUUAUUAAUACAUUUCAAUGCUUCUUCAGGGCAUAUACACAAAGGAUACAGAUUGUUCAUAUUUGGAAUAGUAAUCGGGCCAUGUCCAUUAAUUUGUGACUGGGAUAAUGCGAGCGAAACGUGACUGUGUAUGAGACGUGCGUAAAUGAUUUAAUUACUUAUCAAUCUUCUCUAUCUUUUUAUUUCAUUUAUUCAGUUAUUAUUAUUAUUAUUAUCAUCAUCAUUAUUAUUAUUAUUAUCAUUAUUAUUAUUAUUAUUAUUAUUAUUAUCAUUAUUAUUAUUAUUAUUGUUGUUAUUGUUAUUUUUUUGGUUAAUUUGCCUUGGUGUGAAUAGGCCUACAAAUAUGAGAUCAGAAGCAUGCUUGAAUAUGUAGAUGUUAAAUUAACAUAUAAUGUUGUGGAAAAAUGUGAAUACUGUGAGAAGUGUCGACCAUCAUCAGCCCUUCAUGCUUUUCACAAUUAUACUCUCAUGGAAAUUAUCGACAAAGUAGACGUUUCUGAAUUCUGCGAAAUUUUGAAGUUUUGCGGGGCAUUCAAAUGGCAGGAGAGAAAGCAAAACCCAGAUACAUACAUACAUACACACGUUUCGCUGUGCGGUGUAGUGUAAUAUGCUUUAAUAUGUUUGUACCAUUUGAAGUAUAUUAAAUCACAUGAAUUGACAGUUUUUUUCAAUACCUUUAGUCUUAUUAUUAUUAUAUCCUUAGGGAAAACUUUUUGUUUCAUUUAAAUGUCAUAUCCUGUUAUUUAUCAUUGAUUUUAAUUUUGUUUUUAUUAUUUUUUCUUUGAUAUUAUCAUUAUCUUACUAUGUUAUUAUUUUUAUUGCUUAUAUUACUAUUACUCCCCCCAAAAUGUAAUUUCAUAACAAGAAAAACAUCUUAAAAUAUCCUUUUAAAUGCGAACUAUCAAUACAAUAUUUUUCUCCCCGUCUGAGACAUACACACAUUUCUGUAUGUACAUACAUAUAUAUAAACACACAUACAUAAAAGUAAGUAUAUGGAAAAAUGUUGACGCCAUUUUUUUUAAUGUACUGCCCUGUAGAAUUGUAUAUGAAUUUAUUAAUGGUGCAAACACAAUUAGUUCUGCACUGGACCCACUAAAUUUAGAUCUAGCCUUUGCAAACAUGUCAUUACUGGUGCAUAUUUUAAAGUUUAUUUAUACAGUAUCAACAUGGUUAUGCGCACACAUGUAUUAGAGGUAUUUUUAAGGAAUUAUACAAACUAAUGAUUGAAUGUUUUCAAUUCAUGUAACCAUAUAUUUUCUGUUUUUUGUGAUUUUUAUGUUUGUAUUAUUGGAGAUUCUAUUUACCAACAUAUCUAUGUAUUAUUAGUCUUCCCAGUUGUUAUGUAUAUAUGUAUCAAAUUUUAUUUAUUUUGUAGUCUUUCAUUAUCAGUAAUGUGGUUAUUAGCAGAUCAGGUAGGUACUACUCUCUUACAUUUUAAAAUUGUCCUACACUUUAUAAAUUUAUCAACUUUGAAAGCUUAGAUUAAUAUAAAAAAAAAAGAUAUCUGGUAUAUUUGAGGGCACUGGUCUCCACACACAAAAAAAUUAUGAACAAUGUGUAUGUACUGCUUAAAAGUUUCUCCUGGAUUCUUCUACCCAACAAGAGUACUUUUGGAAAUGUUUUCCUUAUAAUUUUCUGGAUGUAGAUGCAUAAUUUGUGGCAGUUUUAAAGCCUAAGAGUAUUGUUAGUAUGUCCCAGUUCUGGAUAAUAGCAGUAUGUAGUUUUUAAAAAUCUAUUCUAGAUAUAUUUGAUUUUUUUUUUUUUUUUUGUUCCUUUUUCAUACAUAUCCUACUAAAAUUCUUCCACAUGUGCA